GAAUGCGGCAUUUAGUUUUUAUAUCUAUGGUUGCAACCAUAUAUUGUUUCUGAGUUUUAUUUGUAUCGUCGAACAAAACACCCAAGGUAAAAUAAUUAAAUUUACAUAUUAUAUAAAAAAUAUAGAUUUUUAACUGGGGAAAUGGCUUUUUCUGUAAUCAUUUAUCAAAGAUAAAAGAUGUUCUUCUAUAAAUCCGGCAAAACAAUUAUAGCAGUAAACAUGUGGGAUAGUAAAACAAAUAACACUGUCGUGCAUUAUAAAUAAUAUGCAAUAUAGUAAUUAAUACAACCCGGUUUUCCCCAAGAUUUUAAAGUGAACGAGCUGUGUGCAUUUCAUCUACCUUAAAUGAUAUCACAUUAGCGAUGUGAACACAAUUAUUAAGCCUAAAUGAAUGCUUGACAAGCUUGGGUUCCGUAUGACAAUAAAUGACAAUAUUUUUUCUAGUCUAACCAUCUUAAACUGGGGCCAUAACGUUUCUGUACUCCACGUAAAUAAUAAAGUAUUGGAAUUAGUUGAGGAAUGACACCGUUGUUGUGUUUAUAUGCCGCAGUUCCACCAUUCACUUGUAUGUGGUUUAUCGUCGGUUUUACCCUUACCAAUAUGGCGGCGGCGUUGGCGUACGAUCCAGUGGACAAUGCGCGUUUAGGUAUAUGUCUGUGGUUUCAAAAAUUACUUAAAAUUGUUAGAUUUACUCAUUAUUUUAACAACAAUGAUACUGUAAUGGUUGUUGGCUCGAUAUGACAAAAGUUAUAAUAAAAUGGGUAGGCCUAUUCAUUUUUGUAUCUAAAACCUUUGACAUUAUUCAUGAAAUUGAAUGUUUUUCACAAUAAACACAUAGGCCUACUGAUUAAAAUGUAUACCUUGUAAUUCAGUAUGGCGCUAGGAUAAGCGUCCGCCAAAAGCUUAAAUGCAAAAAAGGGGUGUAAUAAUUAUCAUUCCGUGAUAACAAUGUUUUUUGGCGAAUAUUAUAUAACUCUAAAUAAUGUUAUUAUGACCAUUAUAUGAAUACGUUUGCGGUUUCUGAUGCGCAACAUCACAUGCGUCGCUGAUCACGUGUCUCUCUCCGCCCUGCUCGUGCUCGUCUCCUGACACCCCCUCCCGCACACCCGCAUCACAACUUCACUUCGGUAAUAUCGGCUUUACAUCGCAACAUCACGCCAGCAUAACCAAACCUUAAUGUAAACACUACAUCAACGGUAUUUAUCAUCGAUAUAUAUCCAGCGCGGGUUCGCGAUGGUUGUGCAGAACGGAAGCUGAGGGACGAUGUCAUGGAAACAGAUGCGUAAAUAAGCGCAUCCCGUCCCACAGAGGUGUCUGAAGAGGUAAUGAUUCUCAGAAACCAGCCCUGUGAAAAGGCGACAUGAACUUCUCACCAAUUCUCUCCCUUGUAUCGCUGUUUUGGAUCAGAGCAUCAGGAGAGUGCAGGCAGGUGGCUACCUAUUCGGAGAGUGUGGUGUCCCCAGAGCUGAGGAGCAGCAGUAUUUUGCGGGUCCCGGAGGUGUCAUCUUUGGCCCAGUGCGCAGGAGCCUGCUGUGAUCUCCCAGGUUGUGACCUGGCCUGGUUUUUUGAGCGCCGCUGCUAUGUGCUAAGUUGUCAGCGCAAAGAAAACUGUCAGCCAAAGCAGAGACCCGGUACUGACUCUCUCCUGGCCUUCCUGCAACGCGGGCCUCCGCAGACUUUGGUUCUGCAGUCCUUAGUGCGAGGAGAUUCUUUUCCUAACCACUGGCAACCUCUGCCCAGGCACAGGGGCUCUGAAGACCCCAUGAAGGAUCUGGCCUUGCUGGAUGGAAUUCAGGAUUUGGACACCACCGAUGCUGACUAUGCUGAGAGUUUUCAAAGUUUAGAAGACGAAAGAGUUGACAGGGUUGAAGAUCGGGAUGGUGCAGCGCUAGAACAGGAAGAACGCCCAGGAGUAUAUGAAUGGCCACUUGUCCAAAGAAAAGAAGAAUUCAACCAAACAGAGACAGAGAGGGUUGAGGGAGGACUGACAGCAGUGCAGGACUCUCUUGAAAGCAGCACCUUGACCCCAAGUCACUUACCUGAAUUGAGAAAUGAAAGUAAAUCCUCUGUAACUGACGCAGAACCCACUGGUUCACCCUUAGCAACUACUGUGCUCAGCGUGAAGGCUGAAGAAGACCCCAAGAACAUUUCAUCUGUUACUGAGCCCAGCAUGCUGCAAUAUGUCCGCACGAAGCCCCUGAAGUUAAGCAGACUUGGUACUUUCUUUACAACUCAGACCAGCACUGAACCCACAUCACAGGUGAUCACAGAAGAGCCAGUGAGAACUCUGGCUGUGUCUAUCGGAGGCCCAAUUGAAGUGACGCUGCCUCAAAACACUGUUGAGUUUACGGCGUCAGUCAAUCCAGAAGACACUGCAGUGAAUGUAAACAUGCCUCCUAAAGCCAUCGCAAUGCCCGAAAGCCAGGAUGUGUUUCUCCAGCCUGGCGCAGUUUUCAUCAUCAAUGCCAGCCAAAGCUUGGAUGAUGCUGGGAUAGUCAGUUACCUGUGGGAGAAGGUGAAUGGGCCUGUAUGGAAACCUGAUGGACCUGUUGACACCCCUGUACUCCAGCUACACAACCUUUUACCAGGAGAAUACACCUUUAGGUUGACAAUUUCUGAUUCGAAAGGGCUGACUGACUCCACCACUGCCACCAUAAGGGUCAAAAGUCCAAAAGAUGACCCUCCUCAGGCCAGAGCGGGCCAUGACCAGGUCAUCACUCUACCUCUCGACCAUCUCACCCUGUGGGGUAACCGAAGCACAGAUGACAAUGGCAUUAUCAGCUUCUUCUGGACUCUCCAUCCCAGCAGCCUGACCCGAGAGGUUACCAUGCAGGGUGUGAGAUCACCAUACCUGCAGCUCUCUGACCUCCAGGAGGGUCAGUACACAUUUCAGCUCACAGUUACUGACACCAGAGGUCAACAAGACUCAGACACCAUCUCAGUCACGCUGCUGCCUGCAAACAGGGCACCAGUUGCUAUAACAGGACCAGACAUGCAGUUCAUUCUCCCCGUCUCCACCAUCACAUUGAAUGGCAGUGGCAGCACAGAUGAUCAAGCUAUCAGCAGCUGCCAAUGGGACAUGCUCAGUGGCCCUCCAGGCUCAAAGAUGAAGGAUGCCAACAAACCAGUUGCUAUAGUGACGGGCCUGAGAGCUGGGAAUUACAAGUUCAGGCUGACAGUGAAAGAUGAGCAGGGAGAAACAGACAGCGCAGUAUUGACCAUCACCAUCAAAGACGCCAAAAGCGUGCCACUUGUUGCCCAUGCUAGCGGCAGCCACACCCUGACUUUACCCAACAACUCACUGGUGCUCAGGGGCUCCGUGUCCAACAGCGGAGUGGCCAAUGUGUCUUUUCUUUGGGUCAGAGAUGAACAGAGUCCUGCUGCAGGGGAUGUUUUAUAUGGUACAGAUCAUGAGGCCUUCCUUUACCUGGCCAACCUGGUGGAGGGAACAUACCUGUUUCAACUCCGGGUCACUGACGCCCUGGGCCGGUCAAGCACGGCCACAGCUACCAUAGAAGUGCGUCCCGAUCCACGCGAGCGAGAGGAGGUGGAGCUUGAGCUGCAGGUGGGCGUGGCUCAGGUCAGUCAGCAGCAGCAGGACACAGUGGUCAGACAGCUGGCCGCUCUACUGCAUGUUCUGGACUCAGACAUUGCACUGAAGGGUCUGCAUGGCCAGUCAGACAUCAGCACAGUGUUUAGGUUCUCAGUACAGGGUCCCGAUGGAACAAUCCCAGGCCCUAAACUCGCCCGGCUCCUGAGAAACCAGCUGUUACACGAGAAGACCGACUUCUUACUCUUCAAGGUCCUGCGAGUGGACACAGUCAUGUGCUUACUGCUCUGUUCUGGACGUGGACAGUGUGACCCCAUUACAAAGAGCUGUUCCUGUGACCCCCUCUGGAUGGAGAACCCCAUUCGCCGUUUCCUUGACGAUGGCGAGAGCAACUGCGAUUGGAGCGUAUCGUAUGUCACCAUCUCUUGUUUGGUGACAGUCAUGUUCUUCUUGUCUGUCAGCUGGGUUUGCAUCUGCUGCUGUAAAAGAGGUAGACGCACAAAAGUAAGGAAGAAAACCAAGUACACAAUACUAGACAACAUGGAUGAGCAGGAGAGAAUGGAGCUCCAGCCAAAGUACAACAUCAAACACAAGAGCACAGAGCACAACUCCUGCCUGAUGAUGUCAGAAUCAGAGCUGGACAGCGAACAGGAAAACAUUUUCAACUACACAAGAAGCGAUAAAGCCCGGAACAGAGCCAACGGAGCGGUCCGAAACGGAGACGCUUUCAGCCUCUGCCCUGUUGAAGGUUGAGUCCCAGGUGAACACAAGGACAGGGUGGAAUAUUCCACAGUGCUGAUGAAAAAUCAUCUGAAAUUUUACAAAACUGACCGACUAUUGAAUGCGAUUGGUCUUGUUAUGAAUUCUCAUUUGUUUACUGGAUGCAUUUUGACUUUGAUUUUCAAGUAUUCUAUUUGAAUUUAGGAGCUGUGCAUUAAAUUCCCAAUCUCCCUUAAUAUGCGCUUAAUAAUGCUUGUAUGUUCAGUGAUGCGUUGCAAGCGAUUCGCAUCCAGUUUAUUUUGCUAUGGGGAGAAAUUACAUAUAACUGACGCAGAGAAAGCCAUUUUCUUUAUGCAAAACAAUUUAUUUUAACUUAUUUAUUAACCAAUGUUAUGUAUUUAUGUGCCUGAUCGACAAGGAUUAUUUUGUCUCGUUUGAGAUAUGACUGGUCUAAAGUUUGCUUAAACUGAACAUGCAGUAGAAGCCAUUUAUACUGAGUAUAAAUGUUUAUUUAUACCCAGUGGUUAUUUAAAUGUUGAGAUAUUUAUUAACAAACAUUAUCCAAUGAGCAGAUUUUGUCAUAUCUUAACAAGGAGAAAUUUGGUCUAGUUUUAAAUGUAGAAAUAAGAUUGUGGCCCUAUACAGAGAUAUGUGUAGUGGCUGUGUGUUUGUGACAUCUGUCUGUAAGAGAAUUAAAGGUUUGUUUUUGCACCUCGA
Molecule: messenger RNA, 4987 nt
Organism: Triplophysa rosa
Lineage: Eukaryota; Metazoa; Chordata; Actinopteri; Cypriniformes; Nemacheilidae
Product: KIAA0319 ortholog
Exons: 19
Coding region: 1361-4303 (980 amino acids)
Cellular component (GO): cytoplasmic vesicle; plasma membrane
Source: RefSeq, a predicted model, not a curated record